AUGCCUAGCCACAACAGAAAGGUAUCACGGCAGGUGCAUCUGCAGUCGGCGCCUCCAGGACAGUCCGAUUACGACACUGACACUGCCAACCUCACCGACAACCAGUAUCAUGUCGACAUGGCGGUACACGCGCAGCCACAGCGUUCGGCAGAGGAGUUGAAUAUGCUCGUACUGCGUCGAUGGUACCCGGAGGUUGAAUAUAUCCUGGCUAUCGCACCAUUCGCUACACUGUAUACAUUCGCUCCCGACUCGCAACAAUGGAACAAAUGCGAGACCGAGGGCGUACUGUUCGUCGUGCAGCUGGAAGCGCAAGCAGGUUAUCCGCGCUAUCGCCUGAUUAUUCUCAACCGGAAGAGUAUGGUAAACUUCGAACUGGACCUUGUGUCUAUGGAUAAUAUCGAAAUUACGACGGAGUAUGUCAUUGUUCAGGUUCCGGAUGAAGAGGGAACGCCGCAGAUUUUUGGCAUUUGGAUCUUUUCAGACAAGUCGCAGGUACCAGACAUGCGGGAGGUGAUCGCGGCAACUAUUGUGGACUGCGCGAACAGAGCAGAGGAACACACUCAGCAUGCGGCGGAGCUAGAUGGAUAUCCAAUUUAUGACAGCAGCGAAGGCGCAUAUCAACAGUCUGGAAAUCACCAGCAACAAGUACAACAUCAACAAAUGCCGCAGCAACCGCAACCGCAACAUUCUCAGAGCCAAUUUGGACAGCAGAUUGACCUUUCAAGGCUCUUCACCAAACCACAGGCACCCGUUGAGAUGGAGGCGCAGAGAUUCCUUGACACUCAAACGCCGACUCAAAGUGGGCCGAAUAUGCAUGCGUACAACUCGUCAGCUCUGCCUCACGCUCAUCCUGCCUCACACGACCCCAAUCAGGGAGGAGCGAUGUGGCAACCACAACAGCCCAUGUCUUCCCAAUUUGAGAAUCCUCCUCAGGCCCACAAUCUUCUUCUGGACUUGUUCAAGAAUGCCUCGAAGUUAUCGUGA
Messenger RNA from Dissoconium aciculare CBS 342.82, 984 nucleotides. Its product is annotated as PH domain-like protein. NCBI's taxonomy places the organism in Eukaryota, Fungi, Ascomycota, Dothideomycetes, Mycosphaerellales, Dissoconiaceae. The record is from RefSeq and is a predicted model, not a curated record. Gene Ontology annotation, molecular function: enzyme activator activity; mRNA binding. Gene Ontology annotation, cellular component: P-body. Bases 1 to 984 code for a protein of 327 amino acids. The transcript has 2 exons. Gene Ontology annotation, biological process: deadenylation-dependent decapping of nuclear-transcribed mRNA; positive regulation of catalytic activity; deadenylation-independent decapping of nuclear-transcribed mRNA.